CGCGCGCGUGCGCGCUACCAUGCUGUCUCCCAGACAGCGAAUCCAACAUGGCCUGUACUGCAGUUCGGUGGACGGGGAGCUCUACUGCGCUCAGAAAGAUGCUCUGGGUUUCUGUUGUGUUCUGGACUUUAUUUAGUUCGUUUAUGAAUGAAGUGGGCGCGGCUCCGGAGACGGGACACUGGUCUAUUAAUGUUGACAAUACAUCAAGACCCCUGUUAUUAAAAAAAUCCAUGUAUAAGAACACACACAUCCAACUGAAAGUAACUUCCUUUCACUGUCCAGAAGAAGUGCACUUUAACAUAAGUUGGUAUUUAAAAUACUACCCAUGUCACAAUGAGUUCAAUAACAUAGAGGAAAUGUACGAGAGGACGCCACUGAGCCGAGGAGAGAGUUUAGACCCCUACCCUCUUGGGCACGGAGAAUACAUUGAACACCUGUACAAACCUUUAUCCUGCAACAGUGGCAACCAGUUCUUCCCCAUGCUCAAUAAAUCACGAGCGGAGCCAAGAACUGUGGAGCCUCCAAUAGAGGGUGGAAAUAAGGAUGCCAAUUAUACAAAGUGGCUUACAGCAGAAGCUGGAGUUCGGGAUAAUGUUAUCGCUACAACGUGGAAAGAUGGACCUUAUCUCCUUGUGGUUUCGAUUAAGCCCCAAGAAAAGGACGUCAACUGGAAUUUAACAUUCAGUGUUGUGAUGAAAGGGGAUCAUGGCUACAUUUCAGUAACGGAAUGGCCUCUUAUGAUUUUCUAUAUGGUGAUGUGCAUCGUCUACAUACUGUUUGCUCUGCUGUGGUUCAUCUGGGCAUCUUGCUACUGGAAAGACCUGCUGCGCAUUCAGUUCUGGAUAGCUGGCGUGAUCUUCUUGGGAAUGGUGGAGAUGGCCGUUUUCUGCGCUGAGUAUGAGAACACCAAUGCUGUUGGCUCAGCAUCUCAAGGCUUGCUGGUUUUUGCUGAGCUCAUCUCUGCUCUAAAGAGAACUCUUGCUCGACUCUUGGUCAUCAUCGUCAGCCUGGGCUACGGUAUUGUCAAGCCUCGUUUGGGAACAGUCAUGCACAGAGUUGUGGGACUAGGAGUGCUUUAUUUUGCCUUUGCUGCUAUUGAGGGCGUUCUGCGGAUAACUGGGGGUCGGGACAAUGGACCAGCUCUGAUCACUGCCAUUGUACUGGCUGUGUUUGACUCCAGCGCCAUUUGGUUCAUAUUUGUUAGCCUUGCACAAACCAUAAAGACACUGAAACUCAGGAGAAACCCAGUGAAAUUGUCAUUGUAUAGGCACUUCACUAAUACCCUCAUAUUUGCUGUAAUUGCCUCUAUUAUCUUCAUGGUUUGGACUACAAAAAAAUUCCGGUUAGCAGACUGUCAGGCUGAUUGGAUGGAGCUCUGGGUUGACGAUGCCUUCUGGAGAUUUCUCUUCUCAAUCAUACUUCUCGUUAUCAUGUUUCUCUGGAGACCAUCUGCAAAUAACCAAAGGUAUGCUUUUACACCUUUGAUUGAUGAUUCAGAUGAUGAAGAAAUUGAAGAGUUUUUAGUUUCUGCAAAUAUUGCAGACGGAAUAAAAUUGAGAGCAGCAAAGUCUGAGACGAAUGGAACAGCAAAGCCCACUCCUGGACCAGAUGAAGACUUGAAGUGGGUGGAGGAGAACAUUCCUUCCUCUUUAACUGAUGUUGCUCUACCUGUUCUUCUCGACUCUGAUGAGGAAAUUAUGACUACAAAAUAUGAGAUGUCAAAAAUGGAGUGAACACACAAUAACUGCCCUCCUGAGAUCAGUGAUCUGCUGCUGCUACCCCUAUUGGCAGAGAGAAAGAGGUACAACACAGAGAAGAGAAGAGGGAUGGGUCACUGUCUGGUCAGAGCCCACUGUGUGCCCUGAAUAGAAGAGGAAGCAUGUUUGAUGUCACGGAAGCAUCUUGGAUAACCCAGCAGUGGUUCUAUCGCCUUUACUAUUUCUGAGGCAUUACCUACUUUUUCCAUUUACCCCAAAGUGGGUGUGGAAAUACUGUAUUCACUGUCUGCCCCACACAUUUGACAGACACGUGAUGACUUUCGAACAUAAAAGAAAAACUUAUUUAUAUGGACUUAAUUUUGUGCCCAACUUUUACACAAAAUAAUCUGCAAUUUUAAGAAUCACAAGAAAAACGUUUGUUGCAAAUGAAUAGUAUAUUAAACUUUUUUUAGUUCAUUAUUCUUUGCAGUUAUUUGACCGUUACUUUGCUUUCAUUUUUUUGCGAGUGGAAUCUCAUUUGCUUCUGCUUCAUGUUUUUUCUUUAGUUUAGUUUUGGUUUGGUGGGCGAAGUUUAAAAAAAGGCAUUCACCUUGAUUCUCCAUUUGUAUCUGACAGAUACACUGAAACCUCUGCCAAGGACAAGAUUUUAGCAGCAAAAUCCACUAGAAGCAAAGAAUAAAAAAUGUAAAAGUAUCUUUAAAAAUAUAGGUUUGAUUUAUAUAUUUUUCUUUUUGCACAAUUGUAACAUACUUUUUCGUUUUGAUUCUUAAAAUCUUUGCAGAUUGCAGAUUGAAUUUUUUGCAAAGCUUCUCGCAUAACAUACACAUUUUCCGUUUGUUUUCUACCUGAAACUUUGUGUGAGCCAAUUGUGAAAUGAACACUUUGCACUCUGGAUUGUUAGGGGUUAGCUUGUUGGAAAAGUGUGUUCUUAUUCAGGGGUUUGAAUGAUGAACUUGAACAAAUGAGAGAUUUAUAGGAAGGAUCUGAAGUUGAUGACCAAAGACUUUUUUCUGUUUUGUGUUUCUUUUUUUAAACAAACCCUGAAACAUUGUGUGUUUGCUGUAAAAGUGUUAUUUAUCUGUUUCAUGAUGGUAAGCCAUCUGAAAAUACAGUGUGUGAGAUUUUGUCUGUCCUCAUUGGUUGAUUGGGUUUGUUUAUACAUGCAUAUAUAUGUGAGAGUGUGUGGGAGCAGAGUGUUCAGUUUUUUUCUAAAUGUACUUUUCAGAUGUCUGUCUUGGGGGAGGGUUGGGGGGGUAGAAGGCUGGUAGUUUAAUGAGAUGCAGAAAUAUUUUUUUUUUUGUAAUGUGUGAAGUGAACUCCAGCUUUGAUAUGAAUUAUGAAUUAAUGGAGAUGAGCAGAAUUCCUGAAUUGUACUGCAGCAAGAAGCACAAUAGUUCCUAAAGCAUUGGGAGCAUAGCAAUAGACUGUAUCUGCUAUUCUUUGUGCACGUUAUUUUUAUUUAAAUUCUGCUUUUCAGUGUCUUUUUUUCCUCAGUACCACUUUAAAAUAUAAAUCUUUUAUAAUGGAGUUUAUUAAUGCUUAUUAAUUAGGUUGUAAAUACAAAAAUCUUUUACCAAAUCUUUCUGGAUGCUUAUCUUUUCUUUUUUUUUUCCAUCAGUCAUCAUUAACAUCUCAUACAAUAUACAACAUAGUAAGUCGGUUUAGUCAUUUAAUUUCUUAAAUGAGCACAUUAUGAUUGCUGAAUAAAUAAUAAUGAGUACAUAAUAAAUAUUGAAAGUUAUUAACAGGUAUGUUGAGGCUGGUGAAAUCCAGGAAGAUCUGUAAAAAAAAAUUAAGGUAUAAAUUACAGUGUAAUCGCUGUUCAGCGGAUGAGAGGCCACUGCUGUCACUGCUGUUUUGUGAUUACUGGUUAAUGGAUGAUUUUAAAGUAUUUACACCCUAAUAAAUAGCAACUAACAACCUCCUUUAUAAACUGUUUAUAAAAACUUAUUUUAAAGUGUUACCUUUUGUCAAUCUGAAGCCUUACAUUUCUGCUUGUUUCAUUUUUGUUUUUACUGUAUUGUCUUUGAGUAUAUGUCUGUCCAUUUUGGUUGAGUUCAAACACAAUUUACUGAACUAUAAUGAAUUAAAUUUGAUAUGCAGUACCGGUGUGCUCACCUUGUCUGGAUUUUUUUUUUUUUUUACAAUUUGUUUCCUUGUUUUUAAAUGCACUUUUACACUGUUUUGUCAUGUAAAAGCUCUAGGUAGAACAGCCUCAUUUCAUGUGAUUUUAUUAUUAUUUUAUAUGAACAAACCCUUUGUUUUAUUUUUUGAUAACCAGAGCCUGAAAUGUGAUCCACCUCCACACCAGAUUUUCAGUGUCCUUUAUUCCUCAUGCAUGUUUGUCAUUUUCUGGUGUUUUGAUAGGGUUGAUCUGUAAAUAAAGAUGAUUUUAUUGGCCUUA
Molecule: messenger RNA, 4122 nt
Organism: Astyanax mexicanus (Mexican tetra)
Lineage: Eukaryota; Metazoa; Chordata; Actinopteri; Characiformes; Acestrorhamphidae
Gene: tmem87b
Product: transmembrane protein 87B
Exons: 20
Coding region: 48-1733 (561 amino acids)
Biological process (GO): retrograde transport, endosome to Golgi
Cellular component (GO): membrane; Golgi apparatus
Source: RefSeq, a predicted model, not a curated record